ACGAGAGGGGCGUUUCCGUCAUUUGACCGUCGCCUCCUAGACUUCUCCCGAAGAAUAGGGUUCCGCCGCCGCCGCCGCCGCCGCCGCUCGCCGGAGUCCGGACCGAGAAGGGUUUCUCCCUCAUCGCCGGAGAGAGCGGCAUGAAGAGCUUCCCGGUUGCGGGAGGCCGCAGCGUCUCCCUCGCCCUCUUCUCCGAUGUCUCCAACAGCCGGGAGCUUCUCGAGCUGAUGCAGUCAGGGAAGCUGGAGCCAGAGGUCUCCUUUCUCAACGCGUCACUGGUGCCGGAUGCGUUCCCAGUUCUAGCUGCGGCUCACAAGGCGCUGCUGUCCCAGGGGAGGGAGUCGCUGACCACGCGAACUCUGCAUUCGGAGCUCGUUUAUAACUACUCCGGGUCUAAGCAUAUAACAGAGUCUUUAAAGCGAUGCGGAAUCUCAGACGACACAACUUAUAUCCUCGCAGCUCGUUUUGAUGCUUCGGAUGAGGAGAUAAAAAGUGUGGAGAAACUCAUCCAUGGAACUGAGAUUGAUCUAGCAGAAUUGGAAACAAGGGCAAACCAAUCACAGAUCCUGAAGCAUUAUAAAAUCACUCCUCAGGAACUAUCAAUUUCUACGCUGCCUGACGCAAUUGUGUGCAGGAUUGCUGCUCGAGAUGCCCUUAACACAAGAGGAGGAAAAGCAUAUGCUUUGCAAAGUUCCCAGCUUGGUUCCCCUUCCCUCCAAUAUUCUCCUCCCCUCGGAUGGAAUAUCCUCCAACUCCCCAACUCUACACUCCAAUCUCUUCUUCUUCUUCUUCUUCCUCCUCUCGCCUAUAUACGCCACCGCGCGAGCUCGUCCUCCUCUUCCUUGCUCCACCACGACACCGAAAGAUUGCUCUUUUGUUUCUUGUUUUUUCUUGAGGGGGGUUUGGCAAUGGCGAUUGGCGCCGAGAUCAAGGACGACCUGGAGGAGGCGCCGCCGCUGCUGCUGCUCGACGAGGCCGCGCGCCCGCGCCGCGUCGCGCUCUUCGUCGAGCCGUCGCCGUUCGCUUACAUCUCCGGGUACAAGAACCGGUUUCAGAACUUCAUCAAGCACUUGCGUGAAAUGGGGGAUGAGGUGAUUGUUGUGACCAACCAUGAGGGGGUUCCCCAAGAAUUCCAUGGCGCCAAGGUUAUUGGUUCAUGGAGCUUUCCAUGUCCAAUGUAUGGAAAAGUUCCUCUCUCGCUGGCACUCAGUCCUAGGAUUAUUUCGGAGGUUGCAAAGUUCAAGCCUGACAUUAUUCAUGCAUCCUCACCAGGAAUUAUGGUUUUUGGGGCACUUGCUAUUGCUAAACUGCUCGGUGUCCCUCUAGUGAUGUCCUACCACACUCAUGUCCCAGUAUACAUUCCAAGAUAUACAUUUAGCUGGCUUGUAGAGCCAAUGUGGCAAGUCAUAAGGUUCCUUCAUAGAGCUGCUGAUCUAACAUUGGUGCCAUCUGUUGCUAUCAGCAAAGACUUCGAAACUGCCCAUGUUAUAUCAGCUAACAGAAUACGCCUUUGGAAUAAAGGUGUAGAUUCAGCCAGUUUCCACCCCAAGUUCUGCAGCCACGAGAUGCGAGUUAGACUAAGUGACGGUGAACCUGAAAAGCCAUUGAUAAUCCAUGUAGGACGCUUUGGGCGCGAGAAAAACUUGGAUUUUCUGAAAACGGUAAUGGAUAGGCUGCCUGGAGUAAGAAUUGCAUUUGUUGGAGAUGGACCAUACAGGAGUGAGCUGGAGAAGAUGUUUGAAGGGAUGCCGGCAGUGUUCACUGGAAUGAUGCAAGGUGAAGAACUCUCACAGGCAUAUGCUAGUGGCGAUGUUUUCGUGAUGCCCUCUGAGUCUGAAACACUCGGCCAAGUAGUCCUGGAGUCCAUGUCAUCUGGUGUCCCAGUAGUUGCAGCUCGUGCUGGUGGAAUUCCUGACAUAAUUCCAGAAGAUCAGGAAGGGAAGACCAGCUUCCUGUUCACCCCAGGAGACCUCGAAGAUUGUGUUGGCAAGAUUCAGCUAUUGCUGGCAAACAAGGAAUUCAGAGACAACAUGGGGAUGACUGCUAGAGCUGAGAUGGAGCAAUGCGACUGGAGAGCAGCUUCCAAGAAGAUCCGCAAUGAGUUCUACAAUGCUGCAAUCUGGUACUGGCGGAAGAAGCGUGCAGAACUGAUCAAACCAUUGCAGUGGCUGGCGCAGAUGUUCCUACCAGCACCUGAGGCCAACAGAAUUACACAACACUGAAGCCUCAGGGGGAUGCUUCUGCACCCAUGUGAUCCAGACAUGUGAUGGAUGCAUUCCUUGUAAAUUUCCUGAUUAUAGUGCAGUGUCAAUAGGUGAGAUAGGUCUUGUUUUUGUAUGGAAUUGGAAUUGUGAAUGGUAUGGCAAAAGCAACUGAUUGCUUGUAUUGCUGUAGUGGAAAUGUGUUGCCUUGUUGGAACAUGAUGUGAACUGUAUUUGAUUAUAAUCCACGGCAUCAAUACAUCAAGAUGCUAUUGUGCACGCAA
Messenger RNA from Oryza brachyantha (malo sina), 2485 nucleotides. RefSeq names its product sulfoquinovosyl transferase SQD2-like. Bases 141 to 2222 code for a protein of 693 amino acids. Lineage: Eukaryota; Viridiplantae; Streptophyta; Magnoliopsida; Poales; Poaceae. The transcript has 17 exons. Gene Ontology annotation, cellular component: chloroplast envelope. The record is from RefSeq and is a predicted model, not a curated record. Gene Ontology annotation, molecular function: UDP-sulfoquinovose:DAG sulfoquinovosyltransferase activity. Gene Ontology annotation, biological process: sulfolipid biosynthetic process; glycolipid biosynthetic process.